Mauremys reevesii (Reeves's turtle) is the source of this 4905-nucleotide messenger RNA. Its product is annotated as zinc finger protein 850-like. Lineage: Eukaryota; Metazoa; Chordata; Testudines; Geoemydidae. The record is from RefSeq and is a predicted model, not a curated record. The annotation marks the transcript as partial. The transcript is spliced from 10 exons. Gene Ontology annotation, biological process: negative regulation of transcription by RNA polymerase II. Gene Ontology annotation, molecular function: DNA-binding transcription repressor activity, RNA polymerase II-specific.
AUGUGUGACAUUCAGCACAGACCAGAAAGAGAGCAGGGAAACCAGCCAGGGGAGAAAGUGGGUAAAUGUAUUUCCUGUCAGGAAACUCAGAAGGACCUCAAGGAAACCACAACACAGCAGGAAAUCCUGAGCGGAAAGAGAAAAAAGCACGUAUGUGAUUACUCCAUCCUUAUAAAGCAUCAGAGAAUCCACACAGGGAAGAGGCCCUAUGAAUGCAGUGAGUGCGGGAAAAUCUUCAGUUGCAGUUCGCACCUUAUUAGGCAUCGGAGAAUCCACACAGGGGAGAGGCCCUAUCAAUGCAGUGAGUGUGGGAAAAGCUUCACUAGCAGCUCAAACCUUUUUACCCAUCGGAUAAUCCACACAGGAGAGAGGCCUUAUCAAUGCAGUGAGUGUGGGAAAACCUUCAAUCACAGCUCAAACCUUUUUACCCAUCAGAGAAUCCACACAGGACAGAGACCCUACAUGUGCUCUGAGUGUGGGAAAAGCUUCAGUCGGAGCUCACACCUUACCUCACAUCACAUAAUCCACACAGGUGAGAAACCUUAUGGAUGCUCUGAGUGCGGGAAACGCUUCAGUUGGCGCUCACAUCUUAUCAGACAUCAGAGAAUCCACACAGGAGAGAUGCCCUGCACAUGCUCUGAGUGUGGGAAAAGCUUUAAUUGGCACUCACAGCUUAUCACACAUCGUAGAAUCCACACAGGAGAGACGCCCUACACGUGCUCUGAGUGCGGGAAACACUUCAGUCGGGGCUCAAGCCUUAUCACACAUUUGAGAAUCCACACAGGAGAAAUGCCCUACACAUGUGCCGAGUGCGGGAAAAGCUUCAAUCAGAACUCGCACCUUAUCACACAUCAGAGAAUCCACACAGGAGAGACGCCCUACACAUGCUCCGAGUGCGGGAAAAGCUUCAGUCAGAGCUCUAGCCUGAGCAGACAUCAGAGAAUCCACACAGGAGAGAGACCCUACACAUGCUCUGAGUGUGGGAAAACCUUCAUUGAGCGCUCAGACCUUGUCAGACAUCGCAGAAUCCACAGUGGAGAGAGACCCUACAAGUGCUCUGCAUUUGGGAAAAGCUUCAAUCAGAGCUCAGCCCUUUCUGUUCAUCAGAGAAUCCACACAGGGGAGAGGCCCUAUGAAUGCAGUGAGUGUGGGAAAAGCUUCAUUAGCUGUUCAGGCCUUUGUAAACAUCAGAGAAUCCACACAGGGGAGAGGCCCUUUUAUUGCAGUGAGUGUGGGAAAACCUUCACUUUCAGCUCAGCCCUUUCUAUUCAUCAGAGAAUCCACACAGGGGAGAGGCCCUUUUAUUGCAGUGAGUGUGGGAAAACCUUCACUUGCAGCUCAGCCCUUUCUAAACAUCAGAGAAUCCACACAGGGGAGAGGCAGCCCUAUGAAUGCAGUGAGUGUGGGAAAAGCUUCAUUAGCCGUUCAGGCCUUUCUAAACAUCAGAGAAUCCACACAGGGGAGAGGCAGCCCUAUGAAUGCCGUGAGUGUGGGAAAACCUUCAGUCGCAGUUCAGGCCUUUCUAAACAUCAGAGAAUCCACACAGGGGAGAGGCUCUUUGAUUGCAGUGAGUGUGGGAAAACCUUCACUUGCAGCUCAGCCCUUUCUAUUCAUCAGAGAAUCCACACAGGGGAGAGGCCCUAUGAAUGCCGUGAGUGUGGGAAAAGCUUCAUUAGCAGUUCAGGACUUUCUAAACAUCAGAGAAUCCACACAGGGGAGAGGCCCUUUUAUUGCAGUGAGUGUGGAAAAACCUUCACUUGCAGCUCAGCCUUUUCUGUUCAUCAGAGAAUCCACACAGGGGAGAGGCCCUAUGAAUGUCAUGAGUGUGGGAAAAGCUUUAUUACCAGCUCACACCUUUCUAAACAUCAGAUAAUCCACACAGGGAAGAGGCCCUAUGAAUGUCAUGAGUGUGGGAAAAGCUUCAAUUACAGAUCAAUCCUUUCUCGACAUCAGAGAAUCCACACAGGGGAGAGGCCCUAUGAAUGCAGUGAGUGUGGGAAAACCUUUAUUACCAGCUCAGACCUUAUUAGGCAUCAGAGAAUCCACACAGGGAAGAGGCCCUAUGAAUGCAGUGAGUGCGGGAAAAACUUGACUAGCAGCUCAGGCCUUUCUAAACAUCACAAAAUCCACACCGGUGAGAGACCUUAUAAAUGCAGUGAGUGUGGGAAAACCUUCAAUCACAGCUCACACCUUCUUACCCAUCUCAGAAUCCACACAGGGAAGAGGCCCUAUGAAUGCAGUGAGUGUGGAAAAUGCUUCCCUAGCAGCUCAGGCCUUUCUCAACAUCAGAGAAUCCACACAGGGGAGAGGCCCUAUGAAUGCAGUGAGUGUGGGAAAACCUUCAGUCGCAGUUCACACCUUAUUAGGCAUCAGAGAAUCCACACAGGGGAGAGGCCCUAUGAAUGCAGUGAGUGUGGUAAAUGCUUCACUAGCAGCUCAGGCCUUUAUCAACAUCAGAGAAUCCACACAGGGGAGAGGCCCUAUGAAUGCAGUGAGUGUGGAAAAUGCUUCACUGACAGCUCAGCCCUUUCUCAACAUCAGAGAAUCCACACAGGGAAGAGGCCCUAUGAAUGCAGUGAGUGUGGGAAAACCUUCAGUCACAGUUCACACCUUAUUAGGCAUCAGAGAAUCCACACAGGGGAGAGGCCCUAUGAAUGCAGUGAAUGUGGGAAAAACUUCACUAGCAGCUCAAACCUUCUUACCCAUCAGAAAAUCCACACAGGGGAGAGGCCCUAUGAAUGCAGUGAGUGUGGGAAAAACUUCACUAGCAGCUCAAACCUUCUUGUCCAUCAGAGAAUCCACACAGGGGAGAGGCCCUAUGAAUGCAGUGAGUGUGGAAAAUGCUUCACUGACAGCUCAUCCCUUUCUCGACAUCAGAGAAUCCACACAGGGGAGAGGCCCUAUGAAUGCAGUGAGUGUGGGAAAACCUUCAGUCGCAGCUCAAACCUUCUUACCCAUCAGAGAAUCCACACAGGGGAGAGGCCCUAUGAAUGCAGUGUGUGUGGAAAAUGCUUCACUUGCAGCUCAGGCCUUUAUCAACAUCGGAGAAUCCACACAGGGGAGAGGCCCUAUGAAUGCACUGAGUGUGGAAAAUGCUUCACUGACAGCUCAGCCCUUUCUCAACAUCAGAGAAUCCACACAGGGGAGAGGCCCUAUGAAUGCAGUCAGUGUGGGAAAACCUUCAGUCGCAGUUCACACCUGCUUAUCCAUCAGAGAAUCCACACAGGGGAGAGGCCCUAUGAAUGCAGUGAGUGCGGGAAAACCUUCUUGGAUAGCUCAAACCUUAUCAGACAUAGGAGAAUCCACAUUGGUGAGAAACCUUAUGGAUGCCAUGAGUGCGGGAAAAGCUUUAGUCUGCACUCAUCCGUUAUCAGACAUAGGAGAAUCCACACUGGAGAGAAACCUUACACAUGCUCGGAGUGCGGGAAACGCUUCAAUCAGCGCUCGAGCCUUAUCAGACAUCGGAGAACGCACACGGGGGAGACGCCCCACACGUGCGUCGAGUGUGGGAAAAGCUUUGAUCGGCGCUCAAACCUUAUCAGACAUUGUAGAAUCCACACCGGUGAGAUGCCCCACACGUGCACUGAGUGUGGGAAAAGCUUCAAUAGAAGCUCAAACCUUAUCACACACCAGAGAAUCCACACAGGGGAGAAGCCCUACACAUGCGCUGAGUGUGGGAGAAGCUUCAAUCGGCACUCACACCUCAUUACACAUCGCAGAAUCCACACGGGAGAGACGCGCUACAUAUGCUCGGAGUGUGGGAAAAGCUUCAGUGACAUCUCUGCCCUGAUCACCCAUCAGAGAAUCCACAACGGAGAGACGCCCUACACAUGCUCUGAGUGCGGGAAAAGCUUCAGCUGGAGCUCAUACCUGAUCAGACAUGAGAGAAUCCACACGGGGGAGAAGCCCUACACGUGCUCUGAGUGUGGGAAAAGCUUCAGCCAGAGUUCUGGGCUGCAGGGGCAUCACAGAAUCCACACAGGGAAGAGGCCCUAUGAAUGCAGUGAGUGCGGGAAAACCUUCAGUCGCAGUUCACACCUUAUUAGGCAUCAGAGAAUCCACACAGGGGAGAGGCCCUAUGAAUGCAGUGAGUGUGGUAAAUGCUUCACUAGCAGCUCAGGCCUUUAUCAACAUCAGAGAAUCCACACAGGGGAGAGGCCCUAUGAAUGCAGUGAGUGUGGAAAAUGCUUCACUGACAGCUCAGCCCUUUCUCAACAUCAGAGAAUCCACACAGGGAAGAGGCCCUAUGAAUGCAGUGAGUGUGGGAAAACCUUCAGUCGCAGUUCACACCUUAUUAGGCAUCAGAGAAUCCACACAGGGGAGAGGCCCUAUGAAUGCAGUGAUUGUGGUAAAUUCUUCACUAGCAGCUCAAACCUUUUUACCCAUCAGAUAAUCCACACAGGGGAGAGGCCCUAUGAAUGCAGUGAGUGUGGGAAAAACUUCACUAGCAGCUCAAACCUUCUUGUCCAUCAGAGAAUCCACACAGGGGAGAGGCCCUAUGAAUGCAGUGAGUGUGGAAAAUGCUUCACUGACAGCUCAUCCCUUUCUCGACAUCAGAGAAUCCACACAGGGGAGAGGCCCUAUGAAUGCAGUGAGUGUGGGAAAACCUUCAGUCGCAGCUCAAACCUUCUUACCCAUCAGAGAAUCCACACAGGGGAGAGGCCCUAUGAAUGCAGUGUGUGUGGAAAAUGCUUCACUUGCAGCUCAGGCCUUUAUCAACAUCGGAGAAUCCACACAGGGGAGAGGCCCUAUGAAUGCAUUGAGUGUGGAAAAUGCUUCACUGACAGCUCAGCCCUUUCUCAACAUCAGAGAAUCCACACAGGGGAGAGGCCCUAUGAAUGCAGUCAGUGUGGGAAAACCUUCAGUCGCAGUUCACACCUGCUUACCCAUCAGAGACUCUACACA